Ylistrum balloti is the source of this 2061-nucleotide messenger RNA. RefSeq lists its product as uncharacterized. The transcript has 2 exons. Bases 1 to 2061 code for a protein of 686 amino acids. The record is from RefSeq and is a predicted model, not a curated record. NCBI's taxonomy places the organism in Eukaryota, Metazoa, Mollusca, Bivalvia, Pectinida, Pectinidae.
AUGGCAUUUAAGAUGCUGUUGGUUGUAGUACUAACGGUCUCGGUGCUGACAGCCAACGCAAAUCGAAACCACGAUCUGGGCGUGUUAAAGGGCACAGUGCAGACUCUCGCGCGUCAACUCAUGCUGCAACAGCUCUUCGUGGAGGAACGAAUAAGAUCAGAUGGAGAUUCCGGUGUCAAACAAAUCCGAAUCAACAACAAGGGCACCAGGAGCUACUUUUCGGACACCAUAACUCAGCGAUCUGCCCUCGCUACCCAUGACCACUCGAACUAUGACCGUACUGUGGGUAUGGGCGAACUUAUCGUCGUACUCAAUGGAGUAGAGUUCCGUACGCGACACAACGACUACAAGCUACGUAUGCCCAGUAAACACUCAAAGACAUACAAUGCUAUGGAAGAUCUGCCUUUCCCAGGUGUGCCACCAUCUGUUAGAAACAAACAAACUGUGGCGGAUCAGAUCAAGGAGAUGCGCGAAUAUUUCCGGGCGUUCAAGGAACAGAACACGCAUAUCCGUCAAGACUAUAAGAAUUAUUUCAAGCCCGCCAUGUGCUACCUAGAGGGAGGCUGGACCACAAACACGGAAACAUUAGAGGAACCCUUCCACAGUGACCGCCACUUCUUGGAUGCGGCUGGUUGGGCCGACCUUCACAAGAAGAUCCGGUUUACGUCUUACACCGGAAGUAAGAGUAUGCUGGAGAACUAUAGCUUCUUACCCACCACCCUUGUGGAUGUCAAAAACGGAACACCCCAGUACUCUCAAUGGAACUACCGUAUCCUUUGCAAUCCUAUCAAAACACAGCUCGGGCUCGGAGAUUUUGCUCUUGUUGAUGACCUGGGUCCCCGUCUGGCCAACAGAAAGACUUUAGAUCAGAUGUCACUGAGCAGAGCGGCCAGGUUUACACUGAAUCCAACACACGGCACUCACCACUUCAACAGCACUCUCGGACACGGCAAGCUGGACAUUAGGCUUUACGGACAGGGCAUCAUAGAUAACAUCAUGCAGGAAAUUCCAGGGAAAGACAACUAUCUGGCAAAUCUAAAUGACAAUGCAUAUCUUAAAACGGAAUACGACAUGAAGUACGCCAACAAUACACGUCUUAACACUGGGUACUAUCACCGCUGGUUCAAGUAUCAAACACCGGGCAAUUCAAGAACAUACACCGCAUAUCGGGGUUACGCCGAUCAAAACCUGUGGACCGCUCAGACUACACAACCCCAAAUAACACCCCGAACCAUCAAGUACUGUUACACAGACCGACACACCCAUAAACGCACAUGUACUAACCAGGUCUCGAGGUACACCUACGCCAUCCCAUUGGAAAUAAUUUGGCUAACACCACUGUAUAGAUGGAAUCCAUAUGACCUCACAUUCCACCACGGACCUUCCACAGUCUCGCCAGCAAAUUCGGUCGACGCAAAUGGUCGAGAUGGUGGUAUGAGCACGUCUAAAGCUUUCAAUGGUACCCGUAAUGACGUCUUUUAUUUCACUCCGAACGAUUUCUUCAAGAGCGGCUCCGAUCCAACCAGAGAGGCAGUAGGCGUCCUGGAUAAACACGGCCUUGUAAGAAGUGUACGGUCCUCGGGCACACGUACUUUCCUUCCAGAUAUCCAAGGCGUUGGCAAAGUGAGAUUAAGAUAUCCCAUCGCUCCAGCGCACUACGAGGGAAAUGCCGUCUACAAAGAGAUAGACGCUCUCAAAGAGAUGGUUAUGAACAUGCAGAAGUACGUUAAGUAUUUUGAGGUGCCACCAGCAGUUGGACAACACACGGCCAACAAUCAGUCUCUCGUGAUCGCUGCUGACGAUGAGCACUUCCAGACGUCCAACGCCACGUGGCACACCCCAGGACCUCACGUACAUGACAUAUAUCUAACCCACAACCAGUACCGUGACGUAACUCACGCCAAGAAUGUAUCAGUAUACACGUCCGUGGCCUUGGGACACCAGCAUUUAAUAGUGAUGUCUGUCGACCCCAAAAACCACACUAUCUUCAAAAUUAACCAAUGUGACGGUCACCCAACAUGCGCUGGGGGUCAUACUAACGUUCUCAACCAUCUUCCUUAG